This is a messenger RNA of Lipotes vexillifer (Yangtze River dolphin), 1377 nucleotides long. RefSeq names its product cAMP responsive element binding protein 3 like 3 (gene CREB3L3). Gene Ontology annotation, biological process: regulation of transcription by RNA polymerase II. Gene Ontology annotation, cellular component: nucleus. The transcript is spliced from 11 exons. The coding region runs from base 1 to 1377 and encodes 458 amino acids. The record is from RefSeq and is a predicted model, not a curated record. NCBI's taxonomy places the organism in Eukaryota, Metazoa, Chordata, Mammalia, Artiodactyla, Lipotidae. Gene Ontology annotation, molecular function: RNA polymerase II cis-regulatory region sequence-specific DNA binding; DNA-binding transcription factor activity, RNA polymerase II-specific.
AUGAAUGGGGAUUUAGCAGUUGGAAAGAUGUCUUCCUCCACCAGUCUCACGUGCCCUAUCGACAGCCUGGAACUCUUGGAUCUCCUGUUUGACCGGCAGGACGGCAUCCUGAGACACAUAGAGCUGGGCGAGGACUGGGGCCACGUUGAGGACGAGGUCCUGCCAGGCCCGAACUCUGAUGAUUUCCUCAACUCCAUCCUGGGUUCUGGAGAAUCAGUGCCCAGCUCCCCGACCUGGUCUCCUGCGGCCAGUGACAGUGGCAUCUCAGAAGAUCUGCCCUCCGACCCCCAGGACACCCCUCCACACAGUGGGGUGGCUGCCACCCCGGCCAGCUGCCAUAGCGCAGAGUCUGGCAAGGGGCCCUGCCCCUCCUACCAUACUGGCCCUGCCUGCCCCACCAGGAACCUUGGGCCAGUGGCCCAAGGGCUUGAGGCUUCCGUUGCCAUAGACCUGGAAAUGUGGAGCCCAGGCCUGUACGCCGGGGAGCAGGCUGAGCUGGCCAGCUCACCCCCACACUGCAACCUCACAGUGAAAGACCUCCUCCUCUCUGGCAGUGGCGGGGACCUGCAACAACAUCACCUGGCAGCCCCCAACCUGUUGAGCCUUGGGACCGGGCACAGCCAGGAGCUGGUGCUGACAGAGGACGAGAAGAAGCUGUUGGCCAAAGAAGGCAUCACCCUGCCCACCCAGCUGCCCCUCACCAAGUAUGAGGAGCGAGUGCUGAAAAAAAUCCGCCGGAAAAUUCGGAACAAACAGUCAGCCCAAGAAAGCCGGAAAAAGAAGAAGGAAUAUAUUGAUGGCCUGGAAACUCGGAUGUCAGCCUGCACUGCCCAGAACCAGGAACUUCAGAGGAAGGUCUUGCAUCUUGAGAAGCAGAACCUGUCCCUCUUGGAGCAGCUGAAGAAACUCCAGGCCAUCGUGGUCCAGUCCACCAGCAAGUCGGCUCAGACGGGCACCUGCAUAGCGGUCCUGCUCUUCUCCUUCGCCCUCAUCAUCCUCCCCUCCAUCAGCCCUUUCGCCUCCAACAAAGCCGAGAGCCCCGGAGACUUCGUGCCUGUAAGAGUUUUCUCCAGAACUUUGCACAACGAUGCUGCAUCCCGUGUGGCUCCCAACACCGUGCCAGGCUCCGAAACCCCAGGACAUGGGCCCAAGGCUGGCGCACUUCAGGAAGGGUCUCCAAGCAGCCCUCAGGGGGAAUGGGGAUCCCGGGACCCGCCGGCUCCGGACAACUCGACGGAGGAUCUGGACAACGGCACCCUGGUCCAGGGCGACUCCAUGAAGGAGCUGGAGCGGGUCGCCCUCCUAGACUGUGCCCGGCCUGAACAAGCACUCGGCCCAGGGCGCGUGGGGCUGGAGGUAGCAGUGGGGGAGCUGUGA